AGGAGGAGGAGGAGGAGGAGGAGGAGGCAGGGAGCGAGCUAGUGCCCAGGGUGAAUCAAUGGAAACCCCCUCACGAAGCUGGGAAAACACUUCAGCCGCAGCCAAAUAGCAUUGAUUAUUUUCCUUCACUUCCCUCACCGCUGUGAAUUUAUUUAUUUAUUUUUUCCAUCUCCGUCCCCGACGCCCCGGAGCGAGUGCUGGAGGGAGGGAGGAGGAGGGGGGAAAGGAAUCAACACAUCGGAGAAGUCCCUUCCAAGAGCCGCCCCCUCCCCUCCCCGCCUCGCGCUGCUCGGCGGCCGCGGUUCGACUCCCGUCCCUGCUUCCAGCUGAGGUUUUAAGGUGGGAACGGCAGAGAAAAGGGCAUGAGAUUCAAGGAGGGGAGGCAGAAAGGAUGGAGCGAAUGGAAGGAGAAAAAAGUGAAAAGUAAUUGCUGCAGCUAAAGAUCUGUAAUACAUGGGUACUGGCCGUCACGCUGAAAUGAACCUCCAGCAUUCCUCCGUCUACCAUGGCCACCCUUAACUCAGCCUGUACUGCUGGCACCACCCCCUCCCCUGGGCACAAUGCCCCGUCCCCGCCUCCGGACACCUCCUCUUCCAGCACCUCCUCUGACCCUGUCACCAAAGAUCCCCCUGCUGCCCCCUCCACCUCUGAGAGCAUGAGGCCCUCAGAGCUCGGGGGACAGCCUCUGGAGCCAAGCUGUAAUCUCACCCCACCAAAGGAGAUCGGGGAGCCCCAAGAAGAGCCUGGCUGUGGUGGCUUCACACCAAAGGACCUGGGAGUAGAAAAGGACAAAGAGCAGGAGGAGGAGGAAGAAGGGCUCUCUCCCAUGGACCUAAGCAACCACUUGUUCUUUUCAGCUGGUGGUGAGGCCUACCUAGCAGCCAAGCUGUCCUUGCCAGGCAGCAAUGAACUCCUGUUACCAAAGGGCUUCCCCUGGGGUGAGGCAGGCAUCAAGGAAGAGCCGAACCUGCCUCUCCUUGCCCACCCAACCCCCACACACCUCACUGCCCUUCACAUCCAACAUGGCUUUGACCCAAUCCAAGGCUUUAGCUCUUCUGACCAAAUUCUGUCCCAUGAUACCUCAGCGCCAUCUCCGGCUGCCUGUGAGGGAAGGGAUGGAGCCUUCUGGAGCUACCAGCUGGCUCCAAAUCCACCCGGAGAUCCCAAAGAUGGUCCCACGGGGAGCAGUAGGGGAGAUCACAGGGCACUCUUCUGGUUCUGCCUUCAGUGCCGUCUGGGUUUUAGCAGGCCCCAGGCCUUUAUGGAGCACACACAGUCUCAUGGGGUGAAGCUAACCCCUGCUCAACACCAGGGCCUGCUAGGCAGCCCAGCAGUGCUCCAGGAGGGAGACGAGGGCUGUACAGCCCUUAUUAGCUUUCUGGAACCAAAAUCCCUUGUUUGUCCCCCUCUUGAAACACCCCUUGACAACAGCAGCACAGUGAACAUGGAGACGAAUGCACCCCAGACUGAGGAUGGUCAUCCUGAGGCAGAAGUCCAGACCCUUGUCCUCCCCACUGAAGAAGUCAUGGCUCUCAGCCCACCCUCCCCACCCACAACUCUAGCCACCUGGGACCCCAGCCCAACCCAAGCCAAAGAAUUGCCAGUAGUAGCAGGCGAGGCAGGGCCAGAUUGGUUCCCUGAGGGGCAAGAGGAUGGAGGACUCUGUCCCCCACUCAACCAAAGCUCACCCACCUCUAAGGAAGGGGGCGCCCUCCCCCCUUUAGGGGGCUCCCCUGAAGACUCCAGUGACCCACCCCAGCCCUACCGCCUGACCGACGACUACACUCCAGCUCCUGCAGCCUUCCAGGGCCUCAGCCUGUCCAGCCACAUGUCCCUGCUACACUCCCGGAAUUCUUGCAAGACCCUAAAGUGUCCCAAGUGCAACUGGCACUACAAGUACCAGCAGACACUGGAUGUGCACAUGCGGGAGAAACACCCAGAGAGCAACAGCCACUGUAGCUACUGCAGUGCCGGGGGCGCACACCCCCGCCUAGCCCGGGGAGAGAGCUACAACUGCGGCUAUAAGCCCUACCGAUGCGCUGUCUGCAACUACUCCACUACCACCAAAGGCAACCUCAGCAUCCACAUGCAGUCUGACAAGCACCUGGCCAACCUGCAGGGCUUCCAGGCAGGACCUGGGGGACAAGGAAGCCCCCCAGAAGCAUCACUCCUACCCUCUGCAGGAGACAAAGAGCCCAAGACCAAAUCAUCCUGGCAGUGCAAGGUGUGCAGCUAUGAGACAAACAUCUCCCGCAACUUGCGCAUCCACAUGACCUCUGAGAAGCACAUGCAGAACGUCCUAAUGCUGCACCAGGGGCUGCCAUUGGGCCUGCCCCCUGGUCUGGUGGGGCCAGGACCUCCUCCCCCACCAGGGGCAGCCCCAAGCAACCCCCCUGAACUCUUCCAGUACUUCGGGUCCCAGGCUUUAGGGCAGACUCAGACUCCCAUGCCUGGCCCCGGGCUGAGGCCAGACAAGCCCCUGGAAGCCCAGCUGCUUCUCAACGGUUUCCACCAUCUUGGAGCACCUACCCGAAAGUUCCCCACACCUGCCCCUGGCAGCCUCUCCCCUGAGGCCCACCUGCCUCCAAGUCAGCUCCUGGGCUCCUCGUCCGAUGGCUUGUCCACCUCACCACCCCCGGAUGACAGCCCAUCCCUGAAGGUGUUCCGCUGCCUGGUGUGCCAGGCCUUCAGCACAGACAGCCUGGAGCUGCUGCUCUACCACUGCAGUGUUGGUCGAAGUCUCCCAGAAGCUGAAUGGAAGGAGGUGGCAGGUGAUACCCACCGCUGCAAGCUCUGCUGCUAUGGCACCCAGCUCAAGGCCAACUUCCAACUCCACCUCAAGACCGACAAACAUGCACAGAAGUACCAGCUAGCAGCCCAUUUGCGGGAAGGGGGUGGGGCCAUGGGCACUCCCUCCCCAGUCUCCCUAGGUGAUGGGACCCCUUAUGGGUCUAUUUCCCCCCUGCAUCUGCGCUGCAACAUCUGUGACUUUGAGUCCAAUAGCAAGGAGAAGAUGCAGCUGCAUGCCCGGGGCUCAGCCCAUGAAGAAAACAGCCAGAUCUAUAAGUUUCUGCUGGAAAUGGAAGGAGCAGAGGCAGGGAUGGACCUGGGGCUUUACCACUGCCUGCUGUGUGCCUGGGAAACACCCUCCCGCUUGGCUGUGUUGCAACACCUCCGCGCACCUGCCCACCGGGAUGCUCAAGCCCAGAGGCGUCUGCAGCUGCUACAGAAUGGCCCAUCAGCCGAGGACGGACUCUCAGCUCUUCAGAGCAUCCUAAGCUUCAGCCAUGGGCAGCUCCGAGCUCCUGGGAAGACUCCUGUCACCCCCCUAGCCGAGCCACCCACCUUUGAGAAAGAUCUCCAGAACAAGACAGAACAGUUGGCUUCUGAAGAGGCAGAGAACAAGACUGGCCCUUCCAGAGACAGUGCCAACCAAACCACGGUGUACUGCUGUCCAUACUGCAGUUUCUCGAGCCCAGAGUCUGACCAAGUGAGGGCUCAUACACUCUCCCAGCAUGCAGUGCAGCCCAAAUACAGGUGCCCACUGUGCCAGGAGCAGCUGGUAGGCCGGCCUGCCCUGCACUUCCACCUCAGCCACCUGCACAACGUAGUCCCUGAAUGUGUUGAGAAGCUGCUGCUUGUGGCCACACCCAUAGAGAUGGCCUUUCCAACCAAAGUGCUGCCUGGGCCCUCACUCGGCCCUCUGGAGGAUGGCCCACAAGCCCCCACUCCUGGGCCAGAGCCCACACCAAGCAGAGACCAGACAGCAGAAGGCCCUAACCUGACCUCAGAAGCUAGCCCAGAUUCUCCUCCUGAGCCUCCUCUGGCCCCAGCUGAGGCUCCAGACAAGCCACUGGGAAGCCCUGAGCAACCUUCUUCUGCAGCUCCAUCUCCAGCCCCUCAGCCUGACACCCAAACUGAAGAAACAGCUCCUCCACCCACGAUGGCUGAAGAAGAAGAGGGGACUACGGGGGAGCCCCGCUCUGCAGAGCCAGCCCCAGCUGAUCCUCGCCAUCCUCUGACCUAUCGGAAAACUACUAACUUUGCCCUGGACAAGUUUCUGGACCCUGCCCGGCCCUACAAGUGCACUGUGUGUAAGGAGUCCUUCACUCAGAAGAACAUCCUUUUGGUUCAUUAUAAUUCUGUCUCCCACCUCCAUAAGAUGAAGAAGGCUGCAAUUGACCCUUCGGGCCCUGCCCGUGGAGAGGCUGGUGCCCCACCAACCACCACCACUGCCACUGACAAGCCCUUUAAGUGCACAGUCUGCCGGGUUUCCUACAACCAGAGCUCUACGCUAGAGAUCCACAUGCGGUCAGUUCUGCACCAGACUCGCUCCAGAGGGCCCAAGACCGAUGCCAAGGCUGAGGGGCCAGAGCGUAGCCAAGAAGAGCCCAAGGAAGGCGAGACUGAGGGGGAGGUGGGCACUGAGAAGAAGGGCCCUGACCCCAGUGGCUUCAUAUCUGGGCUGCCCUUCCUGUCCCCACCUCCGCCCCCCUUGGACCUGCACCGAUUCCCAGCCCCUAUCUUCACUCCACCAGUAUUUCCCCCCUUCCCUCUGAUGCCCGAAUCACUGCUUAAGCUCCAGCAGCAACAGCUGCUCCUUCCCUUCUAUCUCCAUGACCUCAAGGUAGGGCCCAAGCUGGCACUAGCUGGGCCUGCACCCAUGCUGUCCCUACCAUCUGUCACCCCACCUCCUCCACCCCCACCCCCUAAAGCUGAGCUGGCUGAGCAGGAAUGGGAGCGGCCUGUCGUGGCUGAGGAGGGGAAUGAGGCAGGGCCAUCCUCACCACCCCACCCAUCACCCAAUGAGGCCACCCGCACCGCAGCCAAAGCCCUUCUAGAAAACUUCGGCUUUGAGCUCGUGAUUCAGUACAAUGAAGGGAAGCAGGCUGUGCCCCCUCCCCCAACACCUCCUCCUCCAGAGGCCCUAGGGGGUGGGGACAAGCUGGCCUGUGGGGCCUGUGGGAAACUCUUCUCCAAUAUGCUUAUCCUCAAAACACAUGAGGAGCAUGUCCACCGCCGCUUUCUGCCCUUCGAGGCACUGAGCCGUUAUGCCGCCCAGUUUCGAAAGAGCUAUGAUAGCCUAUACCCACCCCCUGUGGAGCCCCCCAAACUUCCCGAUGGGUCUCUCGAGUCACCUGCUCCUCAACUGGGCCCACCUUUCCGGGUUCCGGAGCCUGAGGCAGGAGGAACCCAUGCCCCUGAAGAGCAAAGCCGGGCAGGAGGAUGCUGGCCUACAGAGGAGGAAGAAAGCUCCAAAGGGAACCAUCCUCUCCUAGCUCCUGCAGGCCGCAGGUUCUCCAGAACCAAGUUCACAGAGUUCCAGACCCAGGCCCUGCAGUCUUUCUUUGAGACCAGUGCUUACCCCAAGGAUGGAGAGGUGGAGCGACUCUCAAGUCUCUUGGGUCUGGCUAGCCGUGUGGUAGUAGUGUGGUUCCAGAAUGCCCGCCAGAAAGCACGCAAAAAUGCCUGUGAAGGUGGGCCUGUGCCAACCGGAGGAAGCUCUGGGGGAGCCUCUGGCUGCAGGCGAUGCCACACCACUUUCUCCUGUGUUUUUGAGUUGGUACGGCACCUUAAGAAGUGUUACGAUGAUCAGACCCCUGAAGAGGAGGAGGAAGAAACAGAGAGAAGGGAAGAGGAGGAAGUGGUAGAAGAAGAUGCAGAGGAGGAACAGAGCUUGGAAGCCCCAGCAGGACCUAAGGGUCCAUCACCAGAACCUCCAGAAGUGGAAGAGCUGAGCCAGGCAGAGGCAACCAAGUCAGGAAGCAAAGAGCCCGAAGGGAAUCCCUCGCCUUCCCCAGCCCACACCUGUGAGCAGUGUGCCAUCUCCUUCCCCAGCCAGGACCUUCUCAUCAGUCACCGCCGACUACAUUUCUUGCCAUCUGUGCAACCCAGCGCUCCUCCCCAGCUCCUAGAUCUGCCUUUGCUGGUGUUUGGGGAGCGAAACCCGCUGGCAGCUGGCACCCCACCGGUGCCAGGGCCACCCCUCAAAAGGAAGCAUGAGGACGGCAGCCUGUCCCCAACAGGCAGUGAAGCAGGGGGUGCAGUGGAUGGGGAUCCCCCCAGGGACAAGCGCCUGCGCACCACCAUCCUGCCUGAGCAGUUGGAGAUCCUGUACCGUUGGUACAUGCAGGACUCCAACCCAACACGCAAGAUGCUUGACUGUAUCUCCGAGGAGGUGGGGCUCAAAAAGCGAGUAGUACAGGUCUGGUUCCAGAAUACCAGGGCCAGGGAAAGGAAAGGCCAGUUUCGAAGCACUCCUGGUGGGGUGUCCAGUCCCGCAGUCAAACCCACUGUUGGAUCUACCCCUGCACCUUUUCCCAAGUUCAACCUCCUGUUGGGCAAGUCAGACGACAGCACUGGGAAGGAGUCCUCAAAGAGGGAAGCACCCGCUUUUCCCUACCCCACGGCCACCCCAGGUGCUGGGCCCCCACCUUUCCUACCACCAGGGAAGGAGGCCAGUACAUCCACACCAGAGCCACUGCUACCUCUCCCACCUCCCCCUCUACCCAGUGAGGACGAGGGCCCUGAAGAGUCAUCUAAAGCAUCUCCAGAGAGUGAAGCUUGCAGUCCAUCUGCAGGAGACCUAAGUGACUCAUCUGCUUCCAGCCUGGCUGAGCCAGAGUCCCCUGGGGCUGGAGGGACCAGUGGGGGCCCAGGAGGAGGGAAUGGGGUUCCUGAUGGGAUGGGGCAGCGGCGUUACAGGACACAGAUGAGCAGCUUGCAGCUGAAGAUCAUGAAAGCCUGCUAUGAAGCCUACCGCACCCCCACCAUGCAGGAAUGUGAAGUGCUGGGGGAGGAGAUCGGGCUGCCCAAGAGAGUCAUUCAGGUCUGGUUCCAGAAUGCUCGUGCCAAGGAAAAGAAGGCCAAACUGCAGGGGAUGGCCACAGGGGGAAACGGGGCCAGCAGCGAGGGCCUCUUGGCAGCCCAGCGCACUGACUGCCCCUACUGUGAUGUCAAGUAUGAUUUCUAUGUCUCCUGCCGAGGCCAUCUCUUUUCCCGCCAGCACCUGGCCAAACUCAAGGAGGCAGUCCGGGCCCAGCUGAAGAGCGAAAGCAAGUGCUACGACUUGGCCCCAGCACCUGAGGCAGCCCCAGCUCCCAAAGCUCCACCUGCCACCACACCUGCCUCCUUGCCCCUUGGGGCUGCCCCAGCCCUGCCUCGCCUGGCCCCAGUCCUCUUGUCUGGCCCAGCUCUGGCCCAGCCACCACUUAGCAGCUUAGCUCCUUUCAAUUCAGGCCCUGCAGCCUCCUCAGGCCUCCUCAGCCUUGCUACUUCUGUCCUGCCUGCUACCACAGUGGUCCAGACUGCUGGCCCAGGCCGCCCCUUACCUCAGAGACCUGUGCCCGACCAAACCAACACCUCCACAGCAAGCACCACUGACCCUGUCCUGGGCCUGCCCACUGAGCCCUCAGGGAACAAGGUCUCUGGUGAGCGAAAGCCACUAACAGCCCCUACCAACUCUUCCACUGAUGCCCUCAAGAACCUCAAAGCAUUGAAGGCCACUGUCCCAGCCCUGUUGGGAGGCCAAUUCCUGCCCUUCCCUUUGCCCCCUGCAGGGGGGGCAGCACCACCAGCUGUCUUUGGCCCCCAGUUACAGGGGGCCUACUUCCAGCAGCUCUAUGGCAUGAAGAAGGGGCUAUUUCCCAUGAACCCUGUGAUACCUCAGACCCUCAUUGGGCUGCUCCCCAAUGCCCUACUCCAGCCACCCCCUCAGCCCCCUGAGCCCACAGGCACAGCACCUCCAAAGCCUCCUGAACUGCCAGCUCCGGGGGAGGGAGAAGCUGGUGAGGCUGAUGAGCUGCUGACAGGCAGCACUGGCAUCUCCACCGUGGAUGUGACUCACCGUUACCUGUGCCGCCAAUGCAAGAUGGCAUUUGAUGGGGAGGCCCCGGCCAUUGCCCACCAGAGAUCCUUCUGCUUCUUUGGGCGGGGCUCAGGAGGCUCUGUGCCCCCCCCAUUACGGGUGCCCAUCUGCACCUACCACUGCCUGGCAUGUGAGGUGCUGCUGAGUGGCCGUGAAGCCCUGGCUUCCCACCUACGCUCGUCAGCCCACAGGCGCAAGGCAGCCCCGCCCCCAGGGGGCCCACCCAUCACCGUCACCAACACCGCCACUGCUGCCACAGCUGCUGUGGCUUUUGCCAAAGAGGAAGCAAGAUUACCUCACACGGACUCCAACCCAAAAACUACUACUACCUCUACACUUCUAGCUUUAUAAACAGAUAAACCAAGAUGGGAGAUGGGAGGGCUCCUACUUGUACCCCAAGGGGUAUUUGGUGGGAGCUCAGAUCCCUGGCCCCAACCUUUGGCUCCGCCCACCUCAUGGGAACCUUCAGUUCCCACCCUCAGUGGGCCUCACACACCCCACCUCCAGCAGACUCCUGCCUCCUCCCUUACCCACAGACACACACUGAUCCUUAUCCUUGGUCCUUGCAGGUGUCAACCUUGCCCCGUGUCUUCACAGACACACAUAGACACAGCCCUUGGCAUCCAUAUUACUCAUACCUAUCUGCCCACCAUGCACAAAAUACACACUUGGUUCCAUUUUUACUCUCCCCACUGAAUCAGCAUUCCCCCACUCCUUUAAAUGCAUACACACACUCUAUCCCAUGGUGUUCCCCUGGGCAAACACACAAACUAAAACAGAAGAAGAAGAAAAGAAAGAAGAAGAAAGAAAGAAAACCCAAGACAAAGAAGGGGAACAAAAUAAACUUUGUCACUCCCCCUUCUUCCCAC
Cavia porcellus (domestic guinea pig) is the source of this 8736-nucleotide messenger RNA. RefSeq names its product zinc finger homeobox 2 (gene Zfhx2). Gene Ontology annotation, molecular function: RNA polymerase II cis-regulatory region sequence-specific DNA binding; zinc ion binding; DNA-binding transcription factor activity, RNA polymerase II-specific. NCBI's taxonomy places the organism in Eukaryota, Metazoa, Chordata, Mammalia, Rodentia, Caviidae. Gene Ontology annotation, cellular component: nucleus. Bases 506 to 8218 code for a protein of 2570 amino acids. The record is from RefSeq and is a predicted model, not a curated record. Gene Ontology annotation, biological process: regulation of transcription by RNA polymerase II. The transcript is spliced from 11 exons.